Molecule: messenger RNA, 7456 nt
Organism: Molossus molossus (Pallas's mastiff bat)
Lineage: Eukaryota; Metazoa; Chordata; Mammalia; Chiroptera; Molossidae
Gene: ABCA4
Product: ATP binding cassette subfamily A member 4
Exons: 50
Coding region: 287-7108 (2273 amino acids)
Biological process (GO): lipid transport; transmembrane transport; visual perception
Cellular component (GO): plasma membrane; intracellular membrane-bounded organelle
Molecular function (GO): ATP binding; ABC-type transporter activity; ATP hydrolysis activity
Source: RefSeq, a predicted model, not a curated record
GGUUUCCCAUGAAACGCCCCCAACUCAGCUGGCUUAGCGCUCAGCCGCUGUGUCUUUACGUUUCUCCUUGUCUUCCUCCAAAGGAGCCGGCGGAGAGUCCGCUUGCUUUCCUCGACAAAGGGCUUACGCGUCAUUAAAAGGGAUUAUGCUCUGCCGGGGAAAACCAGCCUCUAAUCACCCAGAGGAGGACACAGCAGCCUGAGCCGGAGGUGCUCGGGCCGCAUUCAGGUCCCUUGCUUCCCAAGAGUCUCGCCACGGACGGAGGCUCCGCGUGGUCUGGUCUUCCAUGGUCACCAACAUGGGCUUCGCGAGACAGAUCCAGCUUCUGCUCUGGAAGAACUGGACCCUGCGCAAAAGGCAAAAGAUUCGCUUUGCAGUGGAAUUCAUGUGGCCAUUGUCUUUAUUUCUGGUCUUGAUCUGGUUACGGAAUAUCAACUCACUCUACAGCAAACAUGAAUGCCACUUCCCCAACAAGGCGAUGCCCUCAGCAGGCCUGCUGCCGUGGCUGCAGGGGAUUUUCUGCAAUGUGAACAACCCUUGUUUUAGAACUCCCACCCCGGGAGAAUCUCCUGGAACCGUGUCCAACUACAACAACUCCAUCUUGGCAAGGGUGUAUCGUGAUUUCCAAGAACUCCUCUUGGAUGCACCAGGGAGCCAGCGCCUCGGCCAGGUUUGGACAGAACUCCGCACCUUAUCCCAACUCAUGGACACCCUCCGAACUCACCCGGAGAGAGUCGCAGGAAGAGGAAUACGAAUUCGGGACGUCCUGAGAGAUGAAGAAACACUGACACUAUUUCUCACGAAAAACAUUGGCCUGUCUGACUCAGUCAUCCACCUUCUGGUCAACUCCCAGGUCCGACCGGAGCAGUUUGCUCAUGGAGCCCCAGACCUGCUGCUGAAGGACAUCGCCUGCAGUGAGGCCCUCCUGGAGCGCUUCCUAAUCUUCAGUCAGCGCCGCGGUGCGCAGACAGUGCGUGGGGCCAUGUGCGCCCUCUCCCCGCGCACCCUGCAGUGGGUGGAAGACACUCUGUACGCCAACGUGGACUACUUCAAACUCUUCCGUGUGCUUCCUACACUCCUAGACAGCAGUUCUCAAGGUAUCAAUCUGAGAUCCUGGGCAAGAAUAUUAUCUGAUACGUCACCAAGAAUCCAAGAGUUCAUCCAUCGACCAAGUGUCCAAGACUUGCUGUGGGUGGCCAGGCCCCUCGUGCAGACUGGUGGUCCAGAGACCUUCACACAGCUGACGGGCGUCCUGUCUGACCUCUUGUGUGGCUACCCAGAGGGAGGAGGCUCCCAGGUGUUCUCCUUCAACUGGUAUGAAGACAAUAACUACAAGGCCUUCCUGGGGAUUGACUCUGCGAGGAAAGAUCCUGUCUAUUCGUAUGACAAAAGCACAACCACCUUUUGCAAUGCGCUGAUCCACAGCCUGGAGUCCAACCCUCUCACCAAAAUAGCCUGGAGGGCAGCAAAGCCUCUGCUGAUGGGGAAAAUCCUCUUUACUCCGGAUUCCCCUGCAGCUCGCAGGAUACUGAAGAACGCCAACUCGACCUUCGAGGAGCUGGAGCGUGUUAGGAAGUUGGUCAGAGCCUGGGAAGAAGUGGGGCCCCAGGUCUGGUACUUCUUUGACCGGAGCACACAGAUGACCAUCAUCAGAGACACACUGGCGAACCCAACAGUAAAAGUCUUUCUGAAUAAGCAGUUUGGUGAAGAAACUAUUACUGCCCAAGCUGUGCUGAACUUCCUCAGUAACGGUCCCCGAGAGAGCCGGGCUGAUGACAUGACCAACUUCGACUGGAGAGACAUAUUUAACAUCACUGAUCGUGCCCUACACCUGGCUAAUCAAUACCUGGAGUGCUUGGACCUGGACAAGUUUGAAAGCUACGAUGAUGAAAUUCAGCUCACACAACGAGCCCUGGCUCUGCUGGAGGAAAACAGGUUCUGGGCUGGUGUGGUGUUUCCUGACAUGUACCCCUGGACCAGCUCCCUACCACCCCACGUGAAGUACAAGAUCCGGAUGGACAUAGAUGUGGUGGAGAAAACCAAUAAGAUCAAAGACAGGUACUGGGAUUCCGGUCCCAGAGCCGAUCCCGUGGAAGAUCUCCGGUACAUCUGGGGCGGGUUUGCCUAUCUGCAGGACAUGAUUGAGCAGGGGAUCACGCGCACUCAGACCCAGGCUGAGGUUCCGGUGGGAGUUUACCUCCAGCAGAUGCCGUACCCAUGCUUCGUGGACGACUCGUUUAUGAUCAUCCUGAACCGCUGCUUCCCUAUCUUCAUGGUGCUGGCCUGGAUCUAUUCUGUUUCCAUGACGGUGAAGAGCAUCGUCCUGGAGAAGGAGCUGAGACUGAAAGAGACCUUGAAGAAUCAAGGUGUCUCCAACACAGUGAUCUGGUGUGCCUGGUUCCUGGACAGCUUCUCUAUCAUGUCGAUGAGCACCUUCCUCCUGACAGUAUUCAUCAUGCAUGGAAGGAUCCUGCAUUACAGCGACCCCUUCAUCCUCUUCCUGUUCCUGCUGGCUUUCUCCACCGCUACCAUCAUGCAGUGCUUCCUGCUCAGCGCCUUCUUCUCCAGAGCCAGCCUGGCAGCAGCCUGCAGUGGUGUCGUCUACUUCACCCUCUACCUGCCUCACCUGCUCUGCUUCGCCUGGCAGGACCGGAUGACGGCCCGCCUGAAGAUGGCCCUGAGCCUGCUGUCGCCUGUGGCCUUUGGCUUUGGCACCGAGUACCUGGUUCGCUUUGAGGAGCAGGGCCUGGGGCUGCAGUGGAGCAGUAUCGGGAACAGUCCCAUGGAAGGGGACGAAUUCAGUUUCCUGAUGUCCAUGAAGAUGAUGCUUCUCGACGCUGCUCUGUAUGGCUUGCUUGCCUGGUACCUUGAUCAGGUAUUUCCAGGGGACUAUGGAACCCCACUUCCUUGGUACUUCUUUCUACAAGAGUCCUAUUGGCUUGGUGGUGAAGGGUGUUCAACCAGAGAAGAAAGGGCCCUGGAGAAGACGGAGCCCGUCACGGAGGAAAUGGAGGACCCGGAGCACCCCGAAGGAACACAUGACUCCUUCUUUGAGCGUGAGCUUCCGGGCCUGGUCCCUGGGGUGUGUGUGAAGAACCUGGUAAAGAUGUUUACGCCCUGCGGCCGGCCAGCCGUGGACCGUCUCACCAUUACCUUCUAUGAGAACCAGAUCACCGCGUUCCUUGGUCACAACGGAGCAGGGAAAACCACCGUCUUGUCUAUCCUGACGGGUCUGUUGCCACCAACAUCAGGGACCGUGCUCAUUGGGGGAAAGGACAUUGAAACCAGCCUGAGUGAAGUCCGGCAAAGCCUUGGCAUGUGUCCCCAGCAUAAUGUCCUGUUCCACCACCUCACGGUGGCGGAGCACAUCCUGCUCUAUGCCCAGCUGAAAGGGAAGUCCUGGGACGAGGCCCAGCUGGAGGCCGAGGCCAUGUUGGAGGACACGGGCCUCCAUCACAAGAGGAACGAAGAAGCUCAGGACCUAUCAGGUGGCAUGCAGAGGAAGCUGUCUGUUGCCAUUGCCUUUGUGGGAGAUGCCAAGGUGGUCGUCCUGGAUGAGCCCACCUCUGGGGUGGACCCCUACUCACGACGCUCCAUCUGGGACCUGCUCCUGAAGUAUCGCUCAGGCAGAACCAUCAUCAUGUCCACUCACCACAUGGACGAGGCCGACCUCCUUGGGGACCGCAUCGCCAUCAUUUCCCAGGGGAGGCUCUACUGCUCGGGCACCCCACUCUUCCUGAAGAACUGCUUUGGCACGGGCUUCUACUUGACCUUGGUGCGCAAGAUGAAAAGCAUCCAGGGCCAGGGAACGGGCCGCGAGGGGACCUGCAGCUGUGCGUCUCAGGGUUUCUCCGUGAGGUGUCCAGCCCAUGUAGAUGAGAUAACUCCAGAACAAGUCUUGGAUGGGGACGUGACUGAGCUGACGGCUGUGGUUCGCCACCACGUUCCCGAGGCCAAGCUGGUGGAAUGCAUCGGUCAGGAACUGAUCUUCCUUCUUCCGAAUAAGAACUUCAAGCAGAGGGCGUACGCCAGCCUUUUCCGAGAGCUGGAGGAGACCCUGGCGGACCUGGGCCUCAGCAGUUUUGGAAUCUCCGACACUCCCCUAGAGGAGAUAUUUCUGAAGGUCACAGAAGACUCUGAUUCAGGACCUCUUUUCGCUGGCAGCACUCAGCAGAAAAGAGAAACCGUCAACCUGCGACACCCCUGUCUGGGUUCUAGCAAGGAGGUCACGCAGACUCCCCAGGGCUCCAACAGCUGCUCUGCAGAGCCGGCCCCUCCCGCCCAGGGCCAGCCUUCCGGGGAGCGGGGUCCCCAGCUGAACCGGGGCGCGCGGCUGGUGGCCCAGCAGGUGCAGGCGCUGCUGGUCAAGCGGUUCCACCACGCCCUCCGCAGCCGCAAGGACUUCCUGGCCCAGAUUGUGCUCCCAGCCACCUUUGUGUUUUUGGCUCUGAUGUUUUCCGUCAUCAUCCCUCCUUUUGGUGAAUAUCCCGCUUUGACCCUUCACCCCUGGAUAUAUGGGCAGCAGUACACCUUCUUUAGCAUGGACCAGCCGGCCAGUGAGCGGCUCGCGGCGCUCGCGGACGUCCUCCUGAACAAGCCAGGCUUUGGCAACCGCUGCCUGAAGGAAGAGUGGCUCCCGGAGUACCCCUGUGGCAACUCAACCCCCUGGAGGACACCCUCUGUGUCCCCGAACGUCACCCAGCUGUUCCAGAAGCAGGAAUGGGCCCCAGGCCACCCCUCGCCUUCCUGCAGAUGCAGCACCAGGGAGAAGCUCACCCUGCUCCCCGAGUGCCCCGAGGGUGCAGGGGGGCUCCCGCCCCCUCAGAGAACACAGCGCAGCACUGAAAUCCUGCAGGACCUCACAGGCAGGAACGUCUCCGACUUCUUGGUAAAAACGUAUCCUGCCCUUAUACGAAGCAGCUUAAAGAGCAAAUUCUGGGUCAACGAGCAGAGGUACGGGGGAAUUUCCAUCGGAGGAAAGCUCCCAGCUCUCCCGGUGACCGGGGAAGCACUGGCUGGGCUCCUGAGCGACCUCGGCCAGAUGAUGAACGUGAGCGGGGGCCCUGUCACCAGGGAGGCCUCUAAAGAAAUGUCUGCUUUCCUCAAGCAUCUGGAAACGGAGGACAACAUUAAGGUGUGGUUUAACAACAAGGGCUGGCAUGCCCUGGUCAGCUUUCUCAACGUGGCGCACAACGCCAUCCUGCGAGCCAGCCUGCGCCCAGACAGGGACCCCGAGGAGCACGGCAUCACCGCCGUGAGCCAGCCCCUGAACCUGACCAAGGAGCAGCUCUCCGAGGUGACAGUGCUGACCACGUCUGUGGAUGCUGUGGUCGCCAUCUGCGUUAUUUUCGCCAUGUCCUUCGUCCCGGCCAGCUUUGUCCUCUACUUGAUCCAGGAGAGAGUGAAUAAAGCCAAGCACCUCCAGUUUGUCAGCGGAGUGAGCCCCAUCACCUACUGGCUGACCAACUUCCUCUGGGACAUUACGAAUUACGCUGUGAGCGCUGCACUGGUGGUGGGCAUCUUCGCCGGGUUUCAGAAGAAAGCCUACACGUCUCCCAGCACCCUGCCCGCCCUCGUGGCGCUGCUCAUGCUGUACGGGUGGGCCGUCAUUCCCAUGAUGUACCCAGCGUCCUUCCUGUUUGAUGUCCCCAGCACAGCCUACGUGGCCUUGUCUUGUGCUAACCUGUUUAUCGGCAUCAACAGCAGCGCCAUCACCUUCAUCUUGGAAUUAUUUGAGAAUAACCAGCCGCUGCUCCGACUCAGUGCCAUGCUGAGGAAGCUGCUCCUCAUCUUCCCCCACUACUGCCUGGGCCGGGGCCUCGUUGACCUGGCGCUGAGCCAGGCCGUGACAGACGUCUAUGCCCGGUUUGGUGAGGAGAACUCUCCCAAUCCAUUUCAAUGGGACCUGGCUGGGAAGAAGCUGGUUGCCAUGGCGGCAGAAGGGGUGCUGUACUUCCUCCUGACCCUCCUCAUCCAGCAUCACUUCUUCCUCACCCGAUGGAUUGCCGAGCCCACCAAGGAGCCCGUCGUGGAUGAAGAUGAUGAUGUGGCUGAAGAAAGACAAAGGAUUGUUAGUGGGGGAAAUAAAGCUGAUAUCUUAAGUCUAAACGAACUGACCAAGGUUUACUCAGGCACCUCCAGCCCGGCGGUGGACCGGCUGUGCAUGGGAGUCCGUCCUGGAGAGUGCUUUGGCCUCCUGGGAGUGAAUGGAGCCGGCAAAACAACCACUUUCAAGAUGCUCACUGGGGACACCACAGUAACCUCAGGCAAUGCUACCGUAGCAGGCAAGAGUAUUUUAACCAAUAUUUCGGAAGUCCAUCAAAGUAUGGGCUACUGUCCUCAGUUUGAUGCAAUUGAUGAGCUGCUCACAGGGCGAGAACACCUUUACCUUUACGCCCGGCUUCGAGGCGUACCAGCAGAGGAAAUGGAGAGGGUGGCAAGCGGGAGUAUUCAGAGCCUGGGCCUGUCCCUCUACGCAGACCGCCUGGCCGGCACCUACAGUGGAGGCAAUAAGCGGAAACUCUCCACAGCCAUUGCCCUGAUCGGCUGUCCACCGCUGGUGCUGCUGGACGAGCCCACCACGGGCAUGGACCCGCAGUCACGCCGCAUGCUGUGGAACACCAUCGUGAGCAUCAUCAGAGAAGGGAGGGCCGUGGUCCUCACCUCCCACAGCAUGGAAGAAUGUGAGGCCCUGUGUACGCGGCUGGCCAUCAUGGCGAGAGGCACCUUUCAGUGUCUGGGCACCAUUCAGCACCUCAAGUACAAGUUUGGAGACGGCUACAUCGUCACAAUGAAGAUCAAAUCCCCGCAGGACGACUUGCUUCCCGACCUGAACCCCGUGGAGCAGUUCUUCCAGGGGAACUUCCCGGGCAGCGUGCAGAGGGAGAGGCACCGCAACAUGCUGCAGUUCCAGGUGCCCGCCUCCUCCCUGGCCCGGAUCUUCCGGCUGCUCAUCUCCCACAGGGACAGCCUGCUCAUCGAGGAGUACUCGGUCACACAGACCACGCUGGACCAGGUAUUUGUGAACUUUGCUAAACAGCACACUGAAACUCACGACCUCCCUCUGCACCCCCGAGCUGCUGGAGCAAGCCGACAAGCCAAGGUCUGAUCUCCUUCACACUGCUCAUUCGCUGCAGCCGGAAAGGAACUCUGGGCAGCUGGAGGAGCGGGAGCCUCGGCCACAGGCUCGUCCGAGCCGACCACCCGGCACCAGUAAGGCCUCGGCAGCAGAGCGAACACGGGGGCACACAGAGAACUCCGAAAGGGGCUUUUCCAGAAGGAGCCAAACUCAUUCAUUUGGGACAGCUGUAGGUGAAACUGACCCUUCCCAUUCAGACCACAGAGUAGAAGUCCCAGUUCAUCCUUCUAGUAGCUUUGAUCUCAACAUCACUCUCCCUCCAAGUGGAUCUGCUUUUCUCUGUGUGUAUGGUGUCAGUUUUAUGUUUAAGGAGAAAUA